Anopheles funestus (African malaria mosquito) is the source of this 2172-nucleotide messenger RNA. RefSeq names its product general odorant-binding protein 45-like. The transcript has a single exon. Gene Ontology annotation, biological process: sensory perception of smell. The coding region runs from base 1 to 1074 and encodes 357 amino acids. Lineage: Eukaryota; Metazoa; Arthropoda; Insecta; Diptera; Culicidae. The record is from RefSeq and is a predicted model, not a curated record. Gene Ontology annotation, molecular function: odorant binding.
AUGCGUGUGCUUUGGUAUCAUCUCCAUACAAUCUCGUUGUUACGAUUAAGGAACAUGACAAUUCGGCUAAAGAGCACGCAUAAUGCUUAUGGCCUGAUGUGCAUGUCCAUACCGGUAUAUAAAUGUGUCGCCGCCAGUGAGAAAGACAUGCAGUUCCAGCUGAAUUGUGUACAGCAACUAACUAGAGCAACAAUGAAUUCGUUUGCGCUUUCGAUUGUCGUACUGGCGGUGGGAGCCAUCUCCCUGUCCGCUGGACUACAGCACUACGUGGUGGAGAAAAGCUUCAACCAGGCGCAGAAGGAGUGUGCCGAGUAUCAGGGUGUAGCACAUGACGAUCUGCUGCGCUACGUGAAGGAAGGCUACCCAGACGUGGAGGAGGUACGCUGUUUGCUGCGUUGUGUUGCCUUCAACCUUCGCUUCUGGAACCACACCACCGGUCUGCAGAAACACAUGGUCGAGGGACACUUCGUGCCGCGUCCGGAUGACUUCCACAACGUGGAGCGCACGGAGGCCUGUCUGGCGGAGAACUUGUACACCUGCGACGAUGAUCUCUGCACGCAAGUGUACAAGGCGUUCCAGUGCUACUACCAGCACUACGGUGCGCUGAGCGAGUGCCCACAGUUCGUGGUCAACACCUACCAUGAGGAUUUGCAGGCCUCUUACGAUCUGAUGGGUAUGAUGGCUCUGACCCAGCACACGCUCCAGAACCUGGCCGGAGGUUGCUUCCCGAGCGGUGAGGAGUCCCUGUGCUUCUUCUACGCAUUUGUGACCCGCACCGGACUGUACACCGUGGAGGAUGGUGCCCAUCUGGAGCAUCUCUACUACCAGUACAACGAGGAGGUAUUCAACCCCAACAAUGCCAAGACUGUCGCCUGUCUGCAGAACCAGAAGAAGCUUGCCUGCAAGAAGAGCGUCUGCAAACAGGCCUACGACACCUUCCAAGCUUGCUUCGCUGAGUCUCAAGGUCUGGAGUAUCUGCUCCACACCGUGUUCGUCGACGCUGCCAAGAACUACCUCGGCCAGCCUGUCUGCUACUGCGUCCAGGGCAAGACUUGCCCAUUGCAUCGUUGCUAAGGAUGCUAAGAAAAAAUUCCUUCCAAGCGUGAUCGAAUGAAUCAAUAAAAAAAUUAUCUCAAACUAAACCUUUAUCAGUGUGUCUGUCUUACUGUAUUAAAAAAAUAUUUUAACUAUAGUAUACAUAAAAUUAUUCCUUCCUAUACGCAUUCUACUUGCAAUGAAUUAUUUUGGUCUUGUAGCCUUGAAGUUUUUGUAAGGUUAUUUCAAAUAUCCUAUAUAAAAAUAUAUUUAUUCUCUCUCUCUCUCUGUCUCUCUUUCUCUCUUUAUCUAUUUCUCUCACUCUCUCUUUGGCUUAACGACCUCUAAGAUCACACCGCACAUUUCUGGCUUAUUAGACUUAUCUUUACCACGUAGACUCCACGAGUACCACGAGUCAGUCCUUGCUACGGGGGACGGCCCAGAUGGGAUUUGAUACACCACCGGGCUGCCUCAACUAUUUUGAAAGAAUACUUCUGGCAAUGUUUGCUAUUAUAUAUUAUUGUUAUCUGAACAAGUCUAUGUAUGUGUGAACGUGAGAUGCGAAUGUCUGAUGAUUUUUUGAAUGUCUAAUAUUUUAUUUGAAAUACUUUAAAAUUCUUUUUCAAACUUUUGGGGCAAUUAGAUGAGCGGGAGUAGCUUGUAGCCCAAGGUUUUCGGAUGAGUUUUACGAUGUAGACUUACUCGGUUCGAGUUCAGAAUGUAAGAGGACGUUUUAUUAUAAUUAGUGAGGACGAGUUCCUUAUGCGCUUGGUUUACGCCCCAGUGUCGGAGGAUUACAAUUCGGGCUACUGUUGAGCAGCUUUCAACUUUCUGUUAUCGAGCAGAUUCCUUAUUACUGCUGUCGAGCAGUUCCCUACAAAGUCACUCAGAAUUGUAAAUAUAAAGUAAUAUAAUAUUAGUAAGGUUAUCUUAUUAGGAUAAGACAGGAAGAAUGAAGAAGAGUCUAAUUAAAUAUAUCAUGAAAUUAAUAUGCAUUUGUAACCUGGAACGAAAACCACCAACAAACAAUGCGUGGAAAUUGUAUGUUUUUUAAUGGUGUUAAGUGUCUAAUUGAAAGAUUGAUAUCUCCAAGAUGUGCCGAAUGCAGUGGUUUCGACUGUUAUCAAUUUAAGCAUG